Molecule: messenger RNA, 1535 nt
Organism: Vitis riparia (riverbank grape)
Lineage: Eukaryota; Viridiplantae; Streptophyta; Magnoliopsida; Vitales; Vitaceae
Product: glycosyltransferase BC10-like
Exons: 11
Coding region: 160-1302 (380 amino acids)
Cellular component (GO): membrane
Molecular function (GO): glycosyltransferase activity
Source: RefSeq, a predicted model, not a curated record
GGAAAUCAACGAAAACGGCCUUCCGUUUGGGAUCCGCCCUGAAAACGACGUCGUAGUGUGGAAGACGUGUCUCCAUCUUCCUCUACUUCUGAGCACAAACAGAAGAAACAGUUCACCAAGACGCAGUUUCGAGGAAGAAAUCGAGGUCAGGGGCGAGCCAUGACGAAGAAGGCGCCUUCCUUCUCCAUUCGUCACGUCUUCUGGUUCGGAUGGAAGCUCGUGAUCCUCGUCUCUGUUGCCCUCUGUGUUCUGGCUCUUCUCCGCCUACAAUCCAAUUCCGAACUCUCCUCGAUCUCGUUGCCGCCUCAGGGGCCUCGGUUUUAUCGUGUGAGCGUCUACCAAGGCAAUCCGAAGAUCGCGUUUCUUUUUCUCGUGCGUCGGAGUCUGCCUCUUGAUUUUCUGUGGGGGAGUUUCUUCGAGAACGCGGAUGCGGCGAAUUUUUCGAUUUAUAUUCAUUCGCAGCCUGGGUUUGUGUUUGAUGAAACGACGUCGCGGUCGCGUUUUUUUUACAAUCGGCAAUUGAGCAAUAGCAUUCAGGUGGCAUGGGGAGAGUCUAGUAUGAUUCAGGCAGAGAGAUUGUUAUUUGAAGCAGCUCUUGAGGAUCCAGCAAAUCAGAGAUUUGUUCUCCUCUCUGACAGCUGUGUUCCUUUAUAUAACUUUAGCUACAUAUACAACUAUAUGAUGGCUUCUCCAAGGAGUUACGUUGACAGCUUUCUUGAUGUGAAGGAAGGCCGCUACAACCCAAAAAUGUCACCCGUUAUACCAAAGGCCAAAUGGCGAAAAGGAUCCCAGUGGAUCAGUUUAGUUCGAAGCCAUGCAGAAGUUAUUGUGGAUGAUCAGGUUAUCUUCUCGGUGUUUAAGAAAUUCUGCAAGCGCCGCCCUCCAAUUGAUGCUAGAAAGGGAAAGCAGAAUAUUAAACUUCAGAAGCAGCACAACUGUAUCCCUGAUGAACACUAUGUGCAGACAUUACUUGCAAUGAGUGAGCUGGAAAGUGAACUUGAACGAAGAACAUUGACCUACACGGAAUGGAACUUGUCAGUGACAAAAAUGGAAAGGGAAGGAUGGCAUCCUAUUACCUUCAGCUAUGCAAAUGCAGGUCCUCAACGAAUUAAAGAAAUAAAGGAUGUCAACCAUGUCUACUAUGAGACUGAGUUCAGGACAGAGUGGUGUCGAGCCAAUUCCACAUCCGUUCCAUGUUUCUUAUUCGCAAGGAAGUUCUCUCGAGGAGCUGCUAUGCGCCUUUUGAGCGAGGGAGUGGUUGGCUCCUUUGAUGUCACUGCAUUCUUCGACGCUCCCUCAUAAUUUCCUGCGGCGCUCUCUCCGUACCAGAGCCCCUGGGACAGUUAACGGCAACUUAACUUCUACCAGAUACUACUUCAGGCAGCUUGUUCAGACCCCCUUAGAAGUUCACAGGCGCAUAAAUUAGUGUAAUACACAACAGUUUUGACACUAUACAAGCAAAAUAUUGCCGUAGUAUAGAUUCGGUUCGUAUAGAGUUAUGAAAUAUUCUUUAAUUUAUUGUCUGAUUAUAGGUA